This is a messenger RNA of Carica papaya (papaya), 1926 nucleotides long. RefSeq names its product Calcium-dependent ARF-type GTPase activating protein family. The record is from RefSeq and is a predicted model, not a curated record. NCBI's taxonomy places the organism in Eukaryota, Viridiplantae, Streptophyta, Magnoliopsida, Brassicales, Caricaceae. Gene Ontology annotation, molecular function: GTPase activator activity; phospholipid binding.
UUGGAGGCACGUCUCCCAUUCUUUCUAAUAAUUGAAAAAUAACAAUAAAAGAUUAGAAAAAUGAAGAAGGAACCAAUUUGCAGAUUCUUCCUCAUCAUUCCAUUACCAUAAUUUUUCUUUGAAUUGAAUCUCCAAUUUUGUUCUCUUCCCAAACAAUAAUCACAAACAAAUAUUCCCUCUUGUUGGCCAAAUCACACUCCAUGUUUUUCCUUUGAUUUGAAAUUAUAUCAAAUUUAGAAGAAUUUAUAGCUUCCAAUCGGAUUCCCUUCUGAAAAUCCAUUACGUUCUUUAGUUUCUUCUUUUAUUGAAGGAGAUUGAUUGAGAAAUCCUUCAAUGAUAUUAUCUAUUUUAUCCCCAGAUUGUAGCAGCUGUGGAUAUUCAUGAUUUGGGUCAUUUUUAGAGGCUGGAGAUGUCUACCCAGCAAGAAAAUUUUGAACCAGUCAAUGAUGAAGAAGAACCGGAGUCCUGCCUGUAUGAUCUUCUGUGCUCAGAUGCACCAAGUUGGAGGAAUCAAAAGGAUCAAAAGACAUCUUCUGGUACCCAGGGGAGGCUUGAGAAACUGUUGAAGCAGUCUGGCAACAAAUUCUGCGCAGAUUGUGGAUCACCUGAUCCAAAAUGGGUAUCAUUAAGUCUUGGAGUAUUUAUCUGUAUCAAGUGUUCUGGGGUACAUAGAAGCCUUGGGGUGCAUAUAUCAAAGGUUCUAUCUGUGAAGUUAGAUGACUGGACAGAUGAACAAGUUGAUGCCCUGGCAGGUCUGGGUGGUAAUACUACAGCAAACAAGAAGUACGAAGCUUGUCUUCCUGGUAACCUCAGAAAACCAAAACCAGACUCUUCCAUAGAGGAGCGUUCUGAUUUCAUUAGGAGAAAAUAUGAGCAGCUGCAAUUCUUGGAUACCAAGGAACCGAUCAUGUGUCCCUAUCCUAAUAGAAAUGCAGCAUCCUCCCUAGCUUGUUCUUCAAAUCACCGCUCUACCAGACAUCGCAUUGGACAUGCAUUUCGUAAUAGUUGGGGAAGGAAAGAUUCUGAGAGCAAGGGCCCUAAGAAGAGCAGCUCCUUGGCAGGUAUGGUUGAAUUCGUUGGGCUGAUAAAGGUCAAUGUAGUGAAAGGCACCAACCUGGCUGUCCGAGAUGUGAUGAGCAGUGAUCCGUAUGUCAUUCUUGCAUUGGGUCACCAAUCAGUGAAGACGCGUGUCAUAAAAAACAACCUAAAUCCAGUCUGGAAUGAAAGUCUAAUGUUAUCAAUCCCAGAUCACAUCCCUCCUUUAAAAGUGCUUGUAUACGAUAAGGAUACAUUCUCGACAGAUGACUUUAUGGGGGAGGCCGAGAUUGACAUUCAACCGCUUGUAAGUGCUGCAAAAGCCUAUGAGAGCUCAACAAUCAACGAGUCGAUGCAGCUGGGGAAGUGGGUGGCAAGCAUAGACAACACCUUAGCAAAAGAUGGUAUAAUCACCCUAGUUGAUGGAAAAGUAAAACAAGAAAUCAGUCUUAGACUGCAGAAUGUUGAGAGGGGGGUGCUAGAGAUUGAGCUCGAAUGUGUCCCUCUUACUCAGUAGUUUGUGACUUGAGGUUAAAACGAACCUUUAAUCUAGGAAGCACUUUGCAGCCGAGACAGAAUUUUUUUCUUUUCACACCCGUAGUUGUGUGCCAUUUGAAAGAGUAAAGGAUUAGGGGUCAUUUUUUCCCCCCUGAAAGUUACAUGGAUCGAUUGUAGAUUUAGAAAAUUGCGAUCCAAAUGGCAAACUGGAUUUCCCCAAAUCUUAUGCUGGAUAGUUUGAACGUUCAUUGGCAACUGAAGCUUCUAAUGUCAUAUUCAUGUAUCACCAUUCUGAUGUACAUCCAUGCACAAGCUCAGAAAGGAUGGUACUUUUUGUGUGUGUAUAUAUGGAUUUUUCAUGCUCAAGUUCAGAAGGAUGCUAGUUUGUGUGAA